UGAAGCAAUUAAUUGCAACACAUGAACCGGAAAGGGAGGUUGUUUUGUUGACACGGGCCAACACGAAAAACAGAAGAGAACGUAAAUGAUUCAAAAAAUAUAAAUUAAUUCAAUCAACCAAUGAACUAUCCGUGUGCAAAGCUAAGCUUCUUGUAUGCCUAAACCCUAAAUUAGGGAGGUUUUGAGCACUCUGCCUCUUCUGCGACCACCUCGUGUAUCCCGAUGCCUACCCUUUGAGAGCAUCCCAGCACCCACUUCCUGAGGCCACCCGAUUUGCCCUGUUGUCAAACAGAGGGGAAGGGAGAAGCAGCAUCCGACAUGGCGGCCAAAGCAGGGGACAACCCCGACAGCCUCAUGGCGCUGUCCACGGCCUUCUGCCUGAGGAACCUGAGGAGGACCAUGUGCUACCUGGGAGACGGGAACAAGCUCUGCCUGCGCUCAGAUGUCUUCCUGCCCAGCGAGAUCUGUGACAAGCUGGUCAACACAUACAUGGAGCUCGUACAUUCGGACAGUAGCUUUGAGCCGCAGGACGGCUUCUUCCAGCUGUUCUCGGACCCGCGCAGCACCAGGCUCACCAGGGUGCAGCUGAGGGAGGACCUUGUGUGGGACAGGGACCUGGAGGCCAUUGGGAAACAGGACUUGAUAGAGCUUCACCUCACCUACUGCAACAGCCUAUCAGCACGCAGCCUAAAGACUCUGGCCAGCUUCCGCCAGACCCUAGUCUCCCUCAGCCUGUUCGGCUGCAGCCACAUCUUCUACCGCAAGGGUGGCGCCCCGCUGGCGUACAAUGAGGACGGCGAGGAGGAGGAAGAAGAGGAGCAGCAGUGGCCUGCCUCCAGACAGGCGCUGGACACAGACUUCAGCUUCCAGGGCUUCAACCGGCUGCGGCUGCUCAACCUGGGGGGUCUGCCUGAGGAGGUGGACCCCGAGGCCCUGCUCAAGCCCCUGCCAGCCCUCACCUCUCUGGACCUGUCCGGGGUGCAGCUGCCCAGGGCUGCCUUCCUGGCCCAGUGGAAGGAGAGGCUGGCCUCGCUGGUGCUCUACAACGUGGACCUGUCAGAAGAGCUGGUCAACACAGUGGUGGAGCUGGGACACCUCAGGCACCUGGAUAUCUCCCGAGAGCGCACCUCCAAGUUCAAAAUGACCCGUAAGAUCCUGACGGCCAUCGUGCAGGGCCUGGUCAAUCUGGUGUCAUUGGACAUCUCAGGCCACAUCAUGUUGGACAACUGCACAGUCCCACACCUCGAGGAGGCCAUGGGACGUCCAAGCAUUGAGCCCUGCAAGAGCAGCAUCUACCCUUUCCAGGAGCUGAAGAGACCUCUGCAGUUUCUGGGGCUCUAUAACACCACUCUUUGUAAUGUGACGCACAUCCCUGCGUACAAGGUCACAGGCUCCAAGAAUGAAGACCAGGUCCUGAAUGCCAUCGAGGCCUACACAGAGUUCCGCCCGGAGUUGGCCCACCGUGCAAUCAACCAGCUGUUUGACAUCGCCAGGAUACAGCACUGCAGCCAGCUACUGCGGGCACUGCAGCUGGUGAUUGCUGCACUGAAGUGUCAUAAGUACGAAAAGAGCGUCCAGGUGACGGGCAGCGCGGCCCUCUUCUACCUGACCAACACUGAGUACCGCAGCGACCAGAGCAUGAGGCUACGCCGGCAGGUCAUCCAGGUGGUGCUCAACGGCAUGGAGCAGUAUCAGGAGGUCACGGUUCAGAGGAACUGCUGCCUGACACUUUGUAACUUCAGCAUCCCCGAGGAGCUGGAGUUCCAGUACGGCCGGGUCAACCUGCUGCUGCUGAAGAUCCUGGAGCCGGCCCGGCAGGACGAGUCCAUCCAGCGCAUCGCUGUGCACCUCUGCAAUGCCCUGGUCUGCCAAGUGGACAACCAUCACAAGGAAGCUGUGGGCAAGAUGGGCUUCGUCAAGACAAUGUUGAAUCUAAUACAGAAAAAGCUACAGGACAGGAUGUGUGACCAGGUAAUGGAGUUCUCCUGGAGCGCACUGUGGAACAUCACUGACGAGACUCCAGACAACUGUCAGAUGUUCCUCAACUGUAGGGGCAUGAGCCUCUUCCUGGACUGCCUGAAGGAGUUUCCAGACAAGCAGGAGCUCCACCGUAACAUGCUGGGGCUGCUGGGUAAUGUGGCAGAAGUGAGGGCUCUGCGGCCACAACUCCUCACCCCACAGUUCAUCUCUGUCUUCAGUGACCUGCUCGACAGCAAGGCGGAUGGGAUCGAGGUGUCCUAUAACGCGUGUGGGGUGCUGUCCCACAUCGUGUUUGAUGGGCCAGAGGCAUGGGGAAUGGAGGAGCCGCUGAGGGACACGGUCAUGGACAAGAUGAUGGCUGCUAUCCAGAGCUGGGAUGUCACCUCCCGCCGGAAUAUCAACUACAGAUCCUUUGAGCCUAUCCUGCGCCUGCUGCCCCAGAGCAUCGCCCCAGUCAGUCAGCAUUGGGCCACGUGGGCACUCUUCAACCUGGUGUCAGUCUACCCGAGUAAGUACUGCCCUCUGCUGGUCAAGGAAGGGGGGAUCGUUCUCUUGGAGAAGGUGCUGGAGCUCCAGACAUCACACGAAGAGACCAAGGACAUGGCGCGGAAAGUGAUGGAGCAGUGUGAGAAUUUCAAAGAAGACCCAAUGGAAACGGCGAGGUAGACAACGAUCAGCAGAGGUCGACGUCAGGGGAGCAACACCGCUAUACAAACAAAAAGGCAACUUCAUAGGAACCAUUGUUUACUAUCUUCUCACCACAAGGGUCAGUUGUGUGCAUCGAUUUACUGUAGAGCAGAGCAACAGUUUUUUGCCUCUCGGCCAGCCUUUCUGGACAGAACCUUGUUAUGCGACACUAUUAGGAGGUUGAGAUAUGGUGCACGGAGUUGGUGUGUUUUAUUUGUGUUGCACAUGAUAAGCAUCAUUUGUAUAAUGGAUUUGUGUUCUCUUAUUGGUUUGUUUUGCUUUUUUGUGUGCGUGCUUGUCCUUGUCUGAAUGUGAGCAUGCUAGAGUGCGUGUGUAUGAGUGUGUAUGAAAGGACGUAUGUGCGUGCAUGUGUUUAUAAUAAGGUUCAAAACACUGGGGAGAUGUUUGCCUCUUUGUAAACAAAACGGAGGUUAUUAUUGUCUUUCUCUCCCCUUAGUCUGUUCUAUUGGGUCUAGUGAGAGGCCCUCCAUUAUAUAAGCUGAGUUUCCAACACAGCGUCAUCAGAGAGCUCCAUUAUGCCCAUCAUGAUCCUUCUCAGAUUCCUUGGUCCUCUCAGCGAUUUCUGACACAGAAAUUCUAAAUGGAUGACGCCAUGAGAUGUGGAAGGUGGUUAGUUUUAUCCCAUGCAGCACUGAUCUGUGGACAGUUAUUGCGCAGUGAAGUUGCUAUGUCUGUGGAGGCCUCUACAUCCCAUACUGAUUGAGAGCGUAACCGUGGACUGUAACCAUGACGAUGACCCCGGCAGAAGUCUUCCUAGAUCCUGUGGCAUGGUGAAGGACUUUAUUUAGUUUUUCGUUGUAGAUAUUUGGAGUUGUCUGUCCCAUCUUUGUUUCGGUCUGUCUGUUUUUAUGCUAUAUGAUUAUAAACACUCCUAUGAUUUAAUCUGUACAUCUAGGCUUGGUUCCCAAUUCUUUACAUACAGGUAACUGCCAAAAUAAAGAAAGCACUUGAGUAAAUUAGAGUUCUGAUGGCUCUUAUGGUGUGGGGUGCAUUUUCCUGACAUGGCUUAGGUCCUCUCAACCCUUUAGAGGGAAAGGUAAACGGCAAAAAUAUAUACACAGCCAUUCUGAGUGAUUACCUUCAACCUAUGGUGAAUAAUUUAUAUCCUGAUGGGAGUGGACUCUUCCAGGAUGACAAUGCCCCCAGCCACACACACGAGUGGUCACGAUGGUUUGAUGGGCAUGAAAACAAUGUAAGCCAUAUGCCAAAGCUGUCUCGGUCACCAGAUCUCAACCCAAUUGAACACUUAUGGGAGAUUCUGGAGCGGCGCCUGAGACAGCGUUUUCCACCACAAUCAACAAAACACCAGAUUUUGGGAUUUCUCCAAUGCAGCUGUUUUUAUCUCAAUAUAAAAUCAUUUCUUGAACUAUUUCUAAUUUCUCUAACUCAUUUACUGCAUGGUGAUAUUACCAUGGAAGGCCAAAACUCCAUCCCACCAAAAUAAGCAGACAUUUCUGGCGUUCUUUUCAAACAGCUCUUAAUGGGCAUUAUUUUCACAAUUUCACAGUAUUAUUCCAACCUCAUAGUGUGGAAAUAUGUGUAUAAUACAGGUCAGUCAUGUUUUAGAGUGCACUGGGCCUUUAAGACACAUGUUGGUGUUUCCUUUAUUUUGGCAGUUACCUAUAUAUAACCUGUGAAGAAGCCAAAUGAGAAACAAACCAGGGAGGACUACUGUUAGGGUUUUUGGAAUCUAUAAAAAUAUGCCCAUGUUCUUACAUUUUAAGGAACGUUUGAAGGUGGAUUUGAAAAAACAUGAUUUGAUUUUGUGUCUGUCAUGUAUAAAUUGUAAUUAAUCUCAUGGGUCAUAUUUGCAUUGGAAUUUGAUUUCUGAACAGUAUGGAGUAUAUGGAUACAAUGUCCUCAACUACAAAGUCUAAUUUCAUAUAUUUUGAUUUAACACAUUUAGGAAAACCUGUUACUUAUUUCAAUAGAGUUAGUUGCCAUGUAAAACAUAUUUGGCCCAACAUUUGCACAUGGUUUGGAUACAAAGGUAGUCAAGUGAUGUAGUGGUACACUUGGUCUCCAAACACUAGCAUGUUCACGCAACAUUCAUUCAAGAAACCAAUGCCAUGAUAUGGAAACACACAGCAUGCACCAAGUAUCUGUCCUCACACGUCCAACUUUGACAAUCUUCCCUUUUGAAUAUAUCUUAAAACCGAUAAUAUCCAUUGGUUUGGUCAGAACUGUACACUCAUUUCCCCGUCCAAAACUUGAUGUCAGUCGAUCUAAAUGUCAUUAGAAAAAAUACAACGUUCCAAACCAGACUGAUUGUUCAUUGAUUGAUCACUAGUGGCAGGGACGCAACUUUCACACCCCCAGUUUUGUAAUUGGAAUGUGAUACCAAAAGAGGCAACUGUGUGCUUUAAGACCAUGCGGACGCCUCCAAACGGUCGGGUAGGCUUUUUAGAGUGUUUAUCCGACUGGAUACAUUUUUGAUUUUUGAUUUUGAAAAAAUUGUGCUUUGAAAACCAAAGUUGCGCCCCUGUCUAGCGGUAUUAUAAUUUUGACAUUUCACAUGAAGGCCCAACAUGUUCAGACAUGGACUUUUCCUUCUGAACCAUUAGAUAUCAAAUUAAUGAAUUCACUUUUUCAUGUACAUUGUCUUAAAAGCCUUUUUCAUGUGAUUCUGUAUUUGUAUGCCUGGUUCAACUAUAUUUAUACUGUUCUUUCACAAUGAUGGUGGGAGCUUAUUUUCAAAUGGGAGGCCAGAAUGGGCAAGGCCUAUAGAAAAUGAAAAUAUAUUAUACUGUUAGAAACCUCACUUCGUAGUAAGUAUACUGAUGUUGGAAUCUCUAAUAUUCAAUCAAUGGGCAGAGUUACAUAGCACCAAAGGGAGGAUGGGUUGAUUUAUGUAGGUAUUUUAGGCUGCAGCAUCAGCUCUUUAGCACUAAAUUAACAUAUUACAUACGUUUUUAAAAAAUGUCACUAUUCAGUUGUAAAUUGUAGAGCAUCUGAAGAAAUGUAGGUAACACUUAUUUGACAUCUCUGUUCUAAGUCUCCAGAAGAGAGAUGCCUCUUCAUAAUAAUAGUGAUAUUAAUAUUAGGCCUAUAAAAUAUAGGCCUAAAUAUCUCAUUAACAGUCAUGUCAUCUGACACAAACUCCUCUAUAGGUAAGGUAGUCAAUUCCCAGCUAAUCAUGACUGUCAACUUAUUUUUCAUAAGCUACAGUCAGAUUUUAUGACUUCAUAUCUGUUAUAUCAUGCCCAUAACAAUAUAUCAUAUUACAGAGGUGUCAAGUGAAACCUACGGUCAAAAUGUGCAUAAUGCUCACACAGUUUGAUUUUCUUUCAAUAGCACCAUCAGUUCUACAUUUUAUUCCUUUCAUCUCAGAUUAAUACAAAAUAAAGUUGGAGUGGUUA
Oncorhynchus mykiss (rainbow trout) is the source of this 6047-nucleotide messenger RNA. RefSeq names its product protein zer-1 homolog. Gene Ontology annotation, cellular component: Cul2-RING ubiquitin ligase complex. The record is from RefSeq and is a predicted model, not a curated record. NCBI's taxonomy places the organism in Eukaryota, Metazoa, Chordata, Actinopteri, Salmoniformes, Salmonidae. Gene Ontology annotation, molecular function: protein binding.